Polyodon spathula (Mississippi paddlefish) is the source of this 1535-nucleotide messenger RNA. RefSeq names its product rho-related GTP-binding protein RhoH-like. NCBI's taxonomy places the organism in Eukaryota, Metazoa, Chordata, Actinopteri, Acipenseriformes, Polyodontidae. Gene Ontology annotation, biological process: small GTPase-mediated signal transduction. The transcript is spliced from 2 exons. The record is from RefSeq and is a predicted model, not a curated record. Gene Ontology annotation, molecular function: GTPase activity; GTP binding. Bases 488 to 1060 code for a protein of 190 amino acids.
CUGGUGUUAUACAUGCGCUUUCUUGUACUUAAGACGAACUCGCAGUGGAGAGAGUUUAAAGUCCAUCCAGGUAUCUAUCCAACAUACAAAGAUCGCAGCUUCCAGUUUGAAAGUGAAUGGGAUUAAACAGUUUGAGGAGAAACAGAGUACACAAUACAGAUUGACUCAUUUGUAAUGAAAGUGCAUUUAACACAGAUUAUGUUGAAAUUGUUCUAUGAGCAGUCCUGCAUCCGCAUCUUGCAUGCUGUCAACAUCCACUGCUAAAGUUACGGAGUGAGAGAAUCAACAUAUGAAGAAAAUAACCAUUUGUGGAUGUGUUCAGUGGCUGCUGUUUUAACUGGUUCAAGGACUUGGCGUUCUCCAGAGGAGGGAAGUCAAACAGGUGGCAUUAUUAUUAUUUUUUUUUGUAGGUACCAGGGAGAAGUUACAUGAUUAUUGAAAGCUUACUUGCCCUGUGAGACAUUGUGCCUCCGGCACAGUCGGGAAAAUGAACUCCAUUAAAUGUGUCCUGGUUGGUGACACCGCGGUUGGAAAGACUGCCCUGUUGGUGCGAUUCACCAGUGAGACCUUUCCAGAUUUGUACAAGCCCACAGUGUACGAGAACACAGGCGUGGAAGUCUUCAUGGACGGAAUACAGAUCAGUCUGGGGCUGUGGGACACCGCAGGGAAUGACGCCUUUAAAGGAAUCCGUCCGCUGUCAUUCCAGCAGGCUGACGUGGUUCUGAUUUGCUACUCUGUGACCAACUACACCUCAUUUGUGAACAUCCGCCACAAGUGGAUCAAUGAGGUCAGGAGCUACCUGCCCAAAACCCCGGUGCUGGUGGUGGCUACCCAAACAGACCAGCGGGAAAUGGGACCAAACCGUGCCUCCUGCAUCACCCCUGUCGACGGCAAGAGACUGGCUCAUGAUAUCAAAGCAAAGGGCUACUUGGAGUGCUCCGCUCUCAGCAACAGAGGAGUACAGCAGGUCUUCGAAUGUGCCGUUCGCACUGCAAUCAACCAAGGGAAAAAACAGACCAGAAGGAAGCUUUUUGACAUAAAUCAGUGUACAAUAUUUUAAAGUUCUCUCUUUGUUUCAGCUCCUGGACAUACUAAAGAUCUCUUCACUUCUAUUGUGGACUAAUUAACUGUGGAAUGUAUACACAGACACAGACUGUUCUGGAACAUCAUUGUUUUCUGCUGUAACAACUUUCAAGAGCUGCUCAUGAAUGCUAUAGGCAGGCAGCGUUUGGUUCUAUAAUGUAUUAAUCAAACUUGUAUCUUCUGUUGAGUAUUAAGAACUUCUUAUACUGCUCACCUCUCCAUCAUUUCUUGAACACAAAACAUUGUAGUAAUUUUAUACACACCUUGUCACUCACAUGGCUUUACCAUGCCUGCCAAUGCAUGUUUGUUUACAUUACAAAUGUAAAGCUUCAAAUGACGAUAAGGAGAUUUUACACCACGUUUUAUGUACCUUGUUAGAAAUGUUGUAAUAACAUCACUAAUGUGAGUAUGUAUGAUAUACAUUUACAGCUAAUUAAACACAUUUGACAGAU